AGUGCUACUUAGUAAGUGGUUUUUGUAAGUUAUUGUUUAUAAGAGUAAACCAUCCUUAAUAAAAAAACAUAUUGCCACUAUAGAAAACUGCAACAAAAGGUAAGAUGGAUAGUCAUUAUACGGAUCUUCUACAAGAACUAGAAUGCCCGAUUUGUACCAACUACAUGUCCCCACCAAUACGACAAUGUGCCACUGGCCACAGUAUCUGUGAAGACUGCCGGAGAAAACUGCCAAAAUGCGCAUUGUGCCAGGGAGUAUUUACGGAAUCCAGAAACAUUUCCCUGGAAGGCCUGGCUGUAAAAAUGCGUUAUCCUUGCAUAAAUAAAAGUUCUGGAUGCAACCUAAAACUUGCCUACAACGAGAGAGAAAUCCACGAAUCAAAGUGUCCCUUUAAAGGCUACAAAUGUGCUAUGGACGAAUGCCCUUGGGUAGGAAGAGCAGAAGAUAUUCCAGGGCACUGGGCUUCUAAAAAAUUACCCACCAAACCUUACGGCGCACAUAACGUCUGCUACACUAAACUGAAGCCGAAAUCUUACUUCGUCAAUAUAGUUGAGGCGUUUGAUAAAGUGUUUUGGUUUAAAUGUAAAAUAAUCAACAAAAAAUGGUGCUGGGCUGUACAGUAUAUCGGGAAGGCUUCAGAGGCCGAAGAUUAUUGGUAUGAGAUUGAUAUUUUCAAACCUGAACGCAAUAAACGUAAAAUAUUGCUGUGCAAUUACUGUCAGUCUGUUGAUUUAGGUAACUCGGUUUUAUUUGAAGACGCAUGUAUUUCUGUACCUUCGGAUGUGGUACAUCCCUUUCUUAACGAAAAUCAGACACUUGUGUACCAUAUGAGAGUGCACGCUGCUAAAGGAAAUAAAGGUGAUGUUAAAUUUAAUGAGACUGUCCCAGCACGAAAGCAACGAGACAGAUCAAAGGGACCACACAACAAGAAUAAAGCUAAAUAAAAUACCAGAGGGAAGCAAAAUAUAUAUUGCUAUUGACCUGAAAAGUUCUUUUAGGUUUAUAAUUUUAGUUUAUGUCAAUGUAAAUUACAUAAAGUUAUUAAAAUUUAGUGUCAUUCAAUAAGCAUAAUAAAUAAAAUUAUAAGAAAAAAU
Anoplophora glabripennis (Asian longhorned beetle) is the source of this 1094-nucleotide messenger RNA. RefSeq names its product E3 ubiquitin-protein ligase SIAH1-like. Gene Ontology annotation, molecular function: ubiquitin protein ligase activity; ubiquitin conjugating enzyme binding; zinc ion binding. Bases 105 to 944 code for a protein of 279 amino acids. The record is from RefSeq and is a predicted model, not a curated record. The transcript is spliced from 2 exons. Lineage: Eukaryota; Metazoa; Arthropoda; Insecta; Coleoptera; Cerambycidae. Gene Ontology annotation, cellular component: cytoplasm. Gene Ontology annotation, biological process: multicellular organism development; proteasome-mediated ubiquitin-dependent protein catabolic process.